This is a messenger RNA of Exophiala spinifera, 1341 nucleotides long. RefSeq lists its product as uncharacterized. Bases 1 to 1341 code for a protein of 446 amino acids. The transcript is spliced from 3 exons. The record is from RefSeq and is a predicted model, not a curated record. Lineage: Eukaryota; Fungi; Ascomycota; Eurotiomycetes; Chaetothyriales; Herpotrichiellaceae.
AUGUCGCGCUACGUUGAAGACCCAGAUUACCGCCGCAGCGAGCCUCGUCACUCCUCCAGAAGAGACCCUCGUGAGCGUGACCACAGAGAUCGUGGUGAUUCUACAAUUAUAAGAGACAGAGACAGAGACAGAAGAGUUGUGGAUGACCGAAUAGACCGAGAUACCAGGAUGAAUGAUGUUAUGGACACCCGUAUGGACACCCGGAUUGAUCCUCGGAUGGACCGUAUGAAUACCAGAAUGGACACCCGUAUGGAUUCCCGCAUGGACACCCGUAUGGACGACCGUAUGGACAUCCGGACAGACCCAAGAGCAAAUACUACCUCACGACUAAAUCCAAGACCUGAUCGUGCCUUGGACAGCCGGACUACUGAACCUGAUCCCUCCAGUGUCCUAUUUCGAGACCCAAGAACUGGAGAAUUGUUUCGUGAAGUGAGGCCGGAAGCCACUUCGAGAUCCCCUUUUGCCGGAGAUGAUCCUGAUGAUGACAUGCAACCAUCGCGAAGCCGGACCACGAUCGAUGCACCCGUGCCCAGAGAGCGUGAUGGAUACAGGCCUGGAGGCCCCGGACUGUCCGAAUACUUUUGCCCAGGAGAAGGAAUUGACCGGGAAGUCAUCCAGCACGAAAUUUGCAAAUAUCUCGGACAGGAUGCCACAUGCCGCCCAGGUCGAAACGCUGAAGGUCGGUCUGGUUAUUGGGUUAGAGCCUAUCGCCCUUUCACGACGGCAAUGGAACAAUCCUUGCGUGACGAUACCAUCAAAUGGCAACGUGAACGAGAACGUAGGGCAAGGCAAGGUCGUUCUCAAGGUACGCCUUAUAGCGACUGGCAAGCAAACCGAUCUAAGGAUCGUGUAGGUUCUUAUGCCGAUAUGCAAGCCCGACAAGAACGGGAACGUCGAUACCCUGGAGAAAUGGACCUUGAUGAUGAUGAUUACCGCCAACCUCCCAGGCAUCGUGAUCCUCGUGAUCCGGAUCCACGUGAUGUUCCUCGCCCUGUUGGCAGUGGACGUGUUUCUAUACCAGUCACUACUGGAUUUCCCCCGGAACCGGCUUAUCCAGCCAAUUCCUAUGCCAUUUCCUCAACCCGGGAGGGUUACCCUGCGGGCCAAUCCACCUACUACAACGCUGAUCGAGAGCCCAGGACUGCCUUUGGAGGCGCGGGAAAUACGACCCCUCCAUCCAUGAGUCGUUCCAGUCAACCAGGAGCAUAUGGCCAGCCGGGAUAUUCUUCCAGAACAGGACCACCAGUCUCGGCCCCAAUAUCGGCUCCAUACGGAGAUUCCAGAAGAGAAGUCAUGGGUUAUCCUACCGGCUAUACUGAUCCACGUGGUCACCGUCGGUGA